Brenthis ino (lesser marbled fritillary) is the source of this 2100-nucleotide messenger RNA. The record is from the annotation of a GenBank genome assembly. NCBI's taxonomy places the organism in Eukaryota, Metazoa, Arthropoda, Insecta, Lepidoptera, Nymphalidae.
AUGUCAGCGCUUCGUGCUAGACUAGGAUAUUCUACCGUGCUUGCUAGGAGGUUACUUUAUCAUUCACAAACUAAUUCUAAGAUAAUUACUUAUGCCAUAAAUUCAUCCAAAACCAAUGUACAAAAUUUUAAUUUGGCUUCAACUUAUUCUACUAUCUCGGAUCAAAAACCAGAAGAUAAAUUAAAAAGCAAUCCAGAGAGAAAAGAAUUUCAGGCAGAAACUCGUAUGCUUUUAGACAUUGUUGCACGAUCUCUGUACUCAGAUAAGGAAGUAUUUAUAAGAGAACUUAUUUCCAAUGCUAGUGAUGCUUUGGAGAAAUUUCGAUACUUAAGUGUAAGCUCAACACCAGAGUCGCCAAAGUUAGAAAGUGUUGACAGGUCUCUUGAAAUUAAGUUAAUUACAGACAAACAAAAUAGAACUCUUACUUUUGAGGAUUCAGGAAUAGGAAUGACCAAAGAAGAACUUAUACAAAAUCUUGGUACAAUUGCUCGAUCAGGAUCAAAGUCAUUUAUUGAAGAAAUUAAGAAACAAGGGGCUGAACAAGCUAGCUCAAUUAUUGGACAAUUUGGUGUUGGUUUCUAUUCAGCUUUUAUGGUAGCUGAUAAAAUAGAGGUAUUUACAAGAAGUAGUAUUGCUGGUUCCCCUGCAUAUAAAUGGAGCUCUGACGGGUCUGGAUCCUAUGAAAUUCAAGAAAUAGAUGAUGCACCUAUUGGAACUAAAAUUGUUGUAUAUUUAAAAACAGACUGCAGAGAAUUUGCUGAUGAUACUACUGUUAAAAAUAUAAUAAUGAAGUACAGCAAUUUUAUUGGCAGCCCUAUUUUGUUAAAUAAUGAGCAAAUCAAUUCUAUUAAGCCACUGUGGCUAAUGGAUCCAAAAGAGGUGACACAAGAGCAACAUAUAGAAUUUUAUAGGUUUAUAAGCAAUUCCUAUGACAAACCACGAUUUACUCUACACUACAAAACAGAUGCACCCUUGAGUAUUAGAUCUAUUCUUUAUGUACCUGAAGGCAAACCUGGGCUUUUUGAACUAUCUCGAGACUCGGAUGUGGGUGUGGCUCUGUAUUCUAGGAAAAUUUUGAUUAAGAGUAAAGCUGAGAAUAUAUUGCCUAAAUGGUUGAGAUUUGUUAAAGGUGUCGUUGAUUCCGAAGACAUUCCACUUAAUCUUAGUAGAGAACUGUUACAGAAUAGUGCAUUAAUUGCGAAAUUACGCAAUGUUCUAACAAAUCGCUUUCUGAAGUUCAUAAUUGAUACAGCUAAUAAAGACCCAGUUGGAUAUGACGCAUUUUAUAAGGACUAUUGUCUAUUCUUUAAAGAAGGCAUUGUGACGAGUCAGAGUCCAUUAGAAAAGGAAGAAAUUGCGAAAUUACUCAGAUUUGAAUCAUCUAAACUGGAAAGUGGUACCAAAACAUCUUUAUCAGAUUACAAUGCCCGACAAAAAAAUGACCAAAAAAAUAUUUAUUACUUAGCUGCUCCAAGUCGUGAGCUAGCGCAGUCGUCGCCAUAUUAUGAAUCUCUGAAAAAACGCGAUGUUGAAGUUCUAUUCUGCUAUGAAAUGUAUGAUGAACUAGUCUUAUUAGAAUUAAAAGAAUUUGGCGGGCGGCCCCUUAUUUCUGUAGAAAAUGAUAUGCAAAAAGAUUCAGCGGAACAAUCCGACACUAUUAUCGGAAGUGACGACUUGCAAAAAGGACAAAUCGAUGAAAUUAUCUCAUUCCUAAAAUCACAUUUAUCUGGUAAAGUAUUUGAAGUGAGAACUACACAAAAACUGGACUCUCAUCCUUGCGUGAUCAUAGUCCCGGAGAUGGCGGCCGCGCGACACUUUAUUCGAACACAAGCGCAAAACCUGAGCGAAGAUAACAGAUUUGCUUUAUUAAGACCACAAUUGGAAAUUAACGCUAAGCACCCUAUAAUCAAAAAACUUCAUAAACUUAUAUCCAAUGAUAAAGAGCUGGCAAAUAUGGUGGCGCAACAGUUAUUUUCAAAUGCAAUGGUGACAGCAGGCCUUUUAAUGGAUGCUAGGAACUUAAUAACGAAUAUCAAUGAACUUCUGAUUAAAGCAAAGUACAACAUAACUGAAUGUAAUACUAACACUUGCUUACAUCCU